AGGGGCUCCCUCACCAGGCAGCUCGCCCAGUCUCGGGGCAGUGAGAGGGAGGGAGCGCAGGCCCCAGGAGUGGGAUGGAGACCAGCAGCCCACAGCCCCCGCCGCCCAGCCCCAACACGGGGCUGAGCCUGGACGCCCGGCUGGGCGUGGACACGCGCUUCUGGGCCAAGGUGCUUCUCACCACGGUCUACGGGCUCAUCUUCGCUCUGGCUGCUGUGGGCAAUGCGCUGUCCGUGCACGUGGUGCUGAAGGCGCGGCCAGGUCGCCCCGGACACCUGCGCUACCACGUGCUCAGCCUGGCACUCUCAGCCCUGCUGCUGCUGGUGAUCGGCAUGCCCAUGGAGCUCUACAACUUUGUGUGGUUCCACUACCCCUGGGUCUUCGGCGACCUGGGCUGCCGCGGCUACUACUUCGUGCGCGAGCUGUGCGCCUACGCCACUGUGCUCAGCGUGGCCGGCCUGAGCGCAGAGCGCUGCUUGGCUGUGUGUCAGCCCCUGCGCGCCCGCCGCUUGCUCUCCCCGCGCCGGACCCGCCGCCUGCUGGCAUUCAUCUGGGCCGCCUCGCUCGGCCUCGCCCUGCCCAUGGCUGUGAUCAUGGGGCAGAAGCACGAGCUGAAGACGCCAGGCGGCGAGCCGGAGCCCGCCUCCCGCGUGUGCACCGCGCUGGUGAGCCGCGCCGCGCUGCAGGUGUUAAUCCAGGUGAAUGUGCUGGUCUCCUUCGUGCUCCCCUUGGCACUAACCGCCUUCCUGAAUGGGGUCACGGUGAGCCACCUGCUGGCCCUCUACUCCCAGGUGCCAUCCGCCUCUGGCCCAGGCAUCGCUGUCCCCAGCCACCUGGAGCUGCUGAGUGAGGAGGGUCUCAUUGGCUUCAUUGCGUGGAGGAAGACCCUGUCCCUGAGAGGCCAGGCCAGCCUGGUGAGACACAAGGACACAAGUCAGAUCCGCAGUCUCCAGCGCAGCGUCCGGGUUCUCAGGGCCAUCGUGGCUGUGUACAUCAUCUGCUGGCUGCCGUACCAUGUCCGCAGGCUCAUGUACUGCUACGUCCCCGAUGACCAGUGGACGGACACGCUCUACGAUUUCUAUCACUACUUCUACAUGGUGACCAACACACUUUUCUACAUUAGCUCAGCUGUGACACCUGUCCUCUACAACACCUCGUCCUCCUCCUUCAGAAGACUCUUCCUGGAAUCCCUUGACUCCCUGUGUCGAGGGCACCGCCCCGUAAAGCCAUUGCCACAGAAGCCCCAGAGUCCUGUACUGAUGGGUACAGUUUUAGGCUUUGGGGAAACCCCAGAAAGCCUGGCCUGGCUGAAAUACAAGAAUGAGGGAAUACUCAGGGUGACUUUCUGUUCAGUCACCCAGCAGUGGUAA
Molecule: messenger RNA, 1370 nt
Organism: Otolemur garnettii (small-eared galago)
Lineage: Eukaryota; Metazoa; Chordata; Mammalia; Primates; Galagidae
Gene: NTSR2
Product: neurotensin receptor 2
Biological process (GO): neuropeptide signaling pathway
Cellular component (GO): plasma membrane
Molecular function (GO): G protein-coupled neurotensin receptor activity
Source: RefSeq, a predicted model, not a curated record